Messenger RNA from Mollisia scopiformis, 1332 nucleotides. RefSeq names its product Phosphomevalonate kinase. The annotation marks the transcript as partial. Gene Ontology annotation, cellular component: peroxisome. Gene Ontology annotation, molecular function: ATP binding; phosphomevalonate kinase activity. The record is from RefSeq and is a predicted model, not a curated record. Gene Ontology annotation, biological process: isopentenyl diphosphate biosynthetic process, mevalonate pathway; ergosterol biosynthetic process. The transcript is spliced from 2 exons. NCBI's taxonomy places the organism in Eukaryota, Fungi, Ascomycota, Leotiomycetes, Helotiales, Mollisiaceae.
ACCACCAUGCCGACCGCAGUCUCUGCCCCAGGCAAGGUCUUUUUGGCAGGAGGCUAUCUCGUCCUCGAUCGUGCAUAUACCGCUCUAGUCUUUGCAUUGAGUGCCCGCGUCCAUGUUUUGGUGCACGACAUCGAUACCAGCCAGGGCGUGGACCUGGCGGAGAUUGUAGUCCAAAGUCCGCAGUUCCGGGACGCAACGUGGAAUCACGGCUAUCAUCUAGCUGGGGAUCAGGGUGGAGUUGUCGUCACUCAGCUGCAAGGUGGUUCACAAGCAGCCUCGUCUCGCAAUCCCUUCGUCGAGACAGCUCUCCUCUACGCCCUAACAUACAUCUCGUCCGUCCUCCCUUCAACGACCAUCAAACCAGCCAAAGUCACCAUCCUAGCCGACAACGACUACUACUCCAACACCUCCUCCACAACCCUCCCCUCCUACCCCAAAUUCUCAGACUUCGCCGUCCGCCUCCAAGACGCCCACAAAACCGGCCUCGGCUCUUCCGCCGCCCUCGUAACAGCCUUCACCGGCGCCCUCCUCACCCACUACCUCCCCUCCACCCUCUUCUCCCUCUCCACCCCCGAAGGCCGCUCCAAACUCCACAACCUCGCCCAGGUCGCCCACUGCGCCGCCCAGGGCAAAGUCGGUUCGGGCUUCGACAUCGCGACUGCGGUCUACGGCACGUGCGUCUACCGCCGCUUCUCGCCCUCCAUCCUCGCUAGUCUGGGCGAACCCGCCUCAGCCAAAUUCUCUGUCCGCGUCCAGCAUAUCGUGGAUGAUACCGACCCAUCCAUAAAAUGGGACACGGAAAUCUCCAAGAACGGCGUGACGAUCCCGGAAGGGAUGGCGCUCGUGAUGUGUGACGUGGACUGCGGUUCUCAAACCGUCAGCAUGGUAAAGAAGGUGCUUGAAUGGCGAAAAUCCGUCCCAGAAGAAGCAAAGGAACUCUGGGAUGAGUUGCAAGCUUGUAACGAUGUCCUGGCCGAGAAAUUGAGGAAGGGGUGUAUGGUUGAGCUUGGGGAGGCGUUUGUUGCGAUCCGGGCGCUGAUUAGGGACAUGACUGAAGCGUCGGGGGUGCCGAUUGAGCCGAAGGAGCAGACGGAGCUGUUGGAUGCGGUUACGAGGGAGGUGGAGGGGGUUGCGGGGGGUGUGGUGCCGGGGGCGGGGGGAUAUGAUGCUAUUGUGCUGUUGGUGAGGGAUGAUGAGGAGACGAUGGGGGGGAUUGAGGCGUUUUGUAGGAAGUGGAGUGAGGAGAAGAGGGGGAAUGUUAAGUUGUUGAAUGCGAGGGGGGAGUUGGAGGGGGCGAGGGUGGAGGAUGUUGUUGCUUAUAGCAAAGCAUGA